AAAAUAGUUACAAGAUGGUUGUCGAAGUGAGUGGAACGCCGCAGCGGUUCAACGGAAACGGUCGCAUGGACUCUUGAGCAGCCGAAGAAGCUCGCUUCCGAAGUCGCUACUAAAAACUGAAGCACAAUCGCGUUCUUCUGCGUUCUUCAAGUGGAAACGCCAGCACAAAAAGCAAAAAACCCACAACACUAAUUCCUCUGCGAAUGGGAAGAAUUCCAAUUCCCAUCGCCAAAAAACCCAGUGAAACAAGAAGUGCAUUCGGUUCUCCUGCUCGUGGAGCUAUUGUUAUUUUUAAAUUGCUGACCGCAGAAUAUUUUUUCUGCUCAAAAUAGACGGCAACACACAAAAAAGAGAUGCCGCCGAAACAGAAAUAAACCGAAAACCCAAAGGGUAAAAACUCGAAAGUGCCAAAACAAACAAGAAUUUCACUUAGAAAAAGUGCGUGUUCUAAAAAUAUACAAAUACAAAACCGCAACAAAGUGGCGAAUAGAAAUAUUUUGCUGCCCAAUCUCGACCGAAACUGCAUUUUGUUAAAUAUAUUCAAUCUGGAGAAGCAAAGUGUCAAAGUGUAGUGCAAAAAUAUUUAUAAAUCUCUGCCAAAACAUAAACAACCAAAAGAGAGAAGAGAAUUCUACUCACAUUUCGUGCAUUUUAAAAGAUUUUCGUAUUUUGGAAUACGAAAUAAACAGAAACACAAGAAGCGGAAUCCAUUAGUUCCGCAUUAAAGUGUUAAAAUAAAUUAAGUCUUGGAUACUCCGUGAACUUUGCAUUUUGGAAUACUUCAAUACUUCAGCAGCAUUUUGGAUAUCCGUGCUAGUGAAUUCUAUAUACAUUGUCGUUCGAUCUGGAGGACCUAAGGAAAUAAUUUCACAAAGUUGACAUGUUCAAAUUCAACGGGGAACGCUUCACUUUACAAAUCGUUAACCACUAGCCAGUCUGGAGGGAGUUGCCAGGACAGCAUUUGAGAAGCAGCAACGCAACAUGGACCUGCCGUCGAUGGUGCAGCGUUCGGGAGACACGCUCAUCGUGCGCAGCGUGGUCAGCGGAAAUCAGUUGUACACGGAGCAGGGUGGCCAUGGCCACCAGCCCACCGGCAACGCGGGACUCGUCUCGAGCCACUCGAGCGGCAGCACGGCUGCCUCACAGGCGGGCUCAUCGCUCCUGGAGCGACAUGUGGAGCGCUUCCGCCUGCAGCAGCUGCUGCAACAGCAGCAACAGGCGGCGGCAGCAGUUGCCGUUGUGAACAGCGUGCAACAGCAGCAACAGCAACAGCAGCAACAGCAGCAGCAGCAACAGGCCGUCAUCGGCAUGGAUGCCAAAGAGGAGGGCCUGCCGCAGUGCAAGAUCAAGCGGAACUACAGCUGCAACCACUGUGCGUACUUCACGCAGAAUCCGCGCUACCACUUGACCCACCUGCGGGACGUGCACGGCGAGAAGAUAGUGAUCAACAAGUGCAAGCUGUGCCUCUACGCCUCGCGGCACUUCCAGAAGCUGGUGCGGCACAUGAAGAUGGUGCACGGCUGCACGGACGGCAUCCCCAGUGGUCAUGGUCAGGCCAGGGGCAAGCGGGGCAUGAGCCGGGAGGCGCGAAAGCGGCGGCUGGAGGAGAGUGUGGGCGUGAUGGGGGGCCAGAGCCUGACCGUGGCCGUGCCCGAUGUGCCCACCCUGGAGCAGGUGAAGCGGGAGCUCCUGCUGCAGGAGGAGAAGCUGCAGCGCGACAUACAGGCCUUCAACCAGCGGCAACGCGAGGAGCAGCAGCGGGAACUGGAGCUGGUGGCCUCCAGUGCGUAUGACCGACAAAUGCAGGUCCUGCGCGACUACGAGCGCCAGUCGCCCGCCGAGCCGCCCACCCCCUCGCCCACCAGUGGCUCGGCCACGCCCCCCUCCAACGGGGAGGAGCCCCAGAACCGCCUGCUCAAGUGCAGUGCCUGCGAGUUCACCACCCUCUACCGCACCCAGCUGCGGUCCCACGAGCUGGCCGAGCACGGCAAGACCAAGUUCUUCCGCUGCGACAAGUGCAGCUAUGUGACCCACAUCAAGGCGCGCUUCAGCAAGCACGUCAAGUACCACUCCAUGCCGAUGAUCAAGUGCGUCACCUGCGACUUCCGCACGCCCUACAAGUGGAACCUGGACAGGCACAUGAAGAACCACGGCGGAGCGGGCGCCUUCAAGUGUGCCGCCUGCGACUUCACCGCCGACAUCAAGCAAUCCCUAACGGUUCACGAGAUGAACCACCACGUGCCGCCGGUGGGCAAUGCGGGCUCCAUUUGGCCGCGACGCCAGAACAAAGUGGGGGCGAGCGAGAUGUGCGAGGACUUCCUCAGCGACUCGGCCGAGCUGGAGGAUCAGUAUAAUAACAACAAUGUGGACGAUGAACUGGACGGCGUCGAGGAUCCCGACGAGCCGAUGAGCGGUGGCGAGGAGCAGCCGAUGCACCACCACCACUACGGCAAACGGAGCAAGUACGACGAGGAGGAGGAGCCCACGGAUCUGUCGCAGAAGGGCGGCUGCUCCUCGGACACUUCCAGCGUGGGCACCCCCACACCAAGGGCCCAGCGACCAGUGCCCACUCUCAUCCCGAUCAGCAAGGGAGCCAAAGACGUAUUGAACCUGUCGAAGGAGACGAAUGCCUCACGCAGCUCCCUCACGGAAAUCGCGUCCUUGUUCUUCAACGAGAAGCAGAUCUCGGAGAUGCUGGACAAGUCGGAUGUGCCGCAACUCUCGCCGGCGACGACGGUGGCCUCCCAGAACUCGACGCGCAGCCAGAUGACCAAGAGGUCCAGCUUCCUGGACAAACUGAAGACGGGGGCGCAGCACGAGAACCUGGUGUGCCAGUGCGGCCAUGUGGCCAAGUGCCUCUCCGAGUCGAUCAUACACGGCAAGAGCUGCCACGCCUCGGCGGUGAUCAUUGACGACGACGAUGCUGGUCUGCACGAGGAUGACGCCGACGACAGGCUGGAAAUCGACGAGGACGACGAGGACCACCACUCCCAUUCGGCCCUGAAUCUCAGUGUGACCGGCUCCACGCGAUGCCAGCACUGCCGCCACCGCUGCAAGUCCUCCACGGACCUGCUGCACCACCUGAAGCAGUGCGUCGAGGCCAUCCGCUGCGCCAACGAGAUGUACGACUCGAACUCCGGGGAGAGCGGCGACCGGCGGCCGGACUCGCAGAGCCUCCAGCAGCAGGCGGCCGUCCAGCAGCAGAGGGUUUGCAUCUGGAACAAGGCCACCAAGGAGAUCGUCGCCGCCGCAGCGGCCGCAUCCUUGCAGCAGGAGAACAGCAGCCACAGCCUGGUCAAGUCCCCGGCCGGAAGUCAGGCGGCCAGCAACGAGGAGAACAGCUACUACGGCGUGGAAACGGCGCCCGGCUACGGCGAGGUAACCAAAAAGAUGACACCCGAGGAGGAGGCCGCCAACUCGUCCCUGAAGAAGGUGUACAAGUGCCCGCACUGCAGCUUCUGGGCCUCCACGGCCUCCCGCUUCCACGUGCACAUCGUGGGCCACCUGAACAAGAAGCCCUUCGAGUGCUCCCUCUGCUCGUACCGCUCCAACUGGCGCUGGGACAUCACGAAGCACAUCCGCUUGAAGACGAUCCGCGAUCCCUCGCACAAGACGGCCAAGGUCCUGAUGAACGACGAGACGGGCCGCCGGAACUACACCAAGUACAACAAGUACAUCACCCUGAUGAAGGUGACCGAGGAGGAUGGCGACCCCAAGCUGAUGAAGUCCGGCGAGAUGACCCCCAACCAGGUGGCCUCGCUGGCCUUCCUCAAGGACUACGCGAAGGUGGGCUCGGUCACCGGGCAGGACAUCACCCUGGAACCGGUGCUGCCGACCAAGCCGAAUGUACUGGACGACGCCCACCUGGCGGACAACCUCAUCCGGAUCCCCCUGCUGGCCACCAUGAUGAAUGCCGCCAUGGCCCAGCAGCAGCACCAGCAGCAGCAGCAGAAGGAGCACCAGUCCACGAUGAUCACGCCCUCGGUGACCAUUUCGCCUGUGAAGCGAUCGAGUCAGGGAUCUUCGGUGCAGGGCAAGCCCAGUGACGACCUGAUCACCGAGGUGCACCAGGAGGGCAAUGAGAAGAGGACGGUCUACCGAUGCCGCAAGUGCAACUUUGGCCACCCAAACCGCGAUGCCGUACUGGCGCACGUGAAGAUCCACUACCAGGACGCCAGCUACCCGAAGGCCAGCUCGGCCAACUCCGGCACCUCGCCGCUGCAGGUCUCCGUGGGCGGGAACCAGCAGUUCUACAUGAACAAGGUCUUCGCCGCCAUGUGCCUGUCGCAGACCCAGUCGCAGUCGUCGCCCAACUCCGGCGCCGCCGGGACGAGUCCGGCCAUCUCGGCCGGACUGCUGCAGCGGGCCAUCCAGGAGGCCCACUCGCCGACGCCCAACGCCAGCGCUCUGAGCGGACUUGCUUUGGCGUUGGCGGGCGGAAAGCCACAAGCCAAUACGACGAAAGCCAGUGCCGCCUCCAUUUUAGAGCACGGUGAGCAGAAAGCGAGUCAAAACGAGGCAAGUGCCGACAGUCUGACGUCGCCGAACACCACCACCUCCAGUAGAACCACCAAAGCCACCACUAGCACCACCAAAGACACCGCCAGAUCGCUGCAGGAUCUGCUCACCUCACCGCGCAGUGCCAGAAAUGGAAAUCAUCCCUCUAACGCUAACAGUAACUCGGUUGUGGGAAAUGGACUCCGGCAGGAUGCCGCCUACGUCGCCUCAUCCACCAAUACCACACCACCACCACCACAACCCACCAACUCAGUCAGCAAGCCCAAUGCAUCGCCUUUGCCAGUAACUACCACUCCUACUCCUUUUUCUACUGCCACACCAUCACCACCAGCUCUUUCAAAGUCCCUGGCUCAUCAACUGGGUGCGGGUAGCCACAGCUCAUCCUCAUCCCACCACAAUGACCAUCCUCCACUCAUAGCCGGUGAAGGUUUCCACCUGGCGGCGGGUCUAACCCAUGCCCACACCAUAAACACUAACACGAAAGCCAAACCCAACUCCAACUCCUUUCCCUCGUCAUCGUCGUCGUCGUCGUCAUCAUCGUCUUCUGUGGCCUCCACUUCAUCGGCCGCCGGCUCUGCGUCCGCCUCCGCGUCCUCCUCCGCCACAUCGUCGCCACCGCCGCCGGCAGCCUCGUCUUCCUACCUGGCUGCGAUGGCGCCGCAGCAGCAGGUGCCGCCUGCCGUGCAGAUGCCGCAUCCGCAGACGAGGUUCCAUAGCCAUAGUCCAGGUAGUCCCAGCCUCCUGUCCAUGGCCGAUGGCGAUCGACGCGACCCGUCGCCGUAUCGCUGCGGCCACUGCCACCAGGUCUCGAAUUGGAAGCAUGUCAUCCAGCGGCAUUGUCGCUUAAAGCAUUCCGGGGAUAUUCGGAUCGAGACCCUUGAGCGAGGAGCCAGUGUCUCGGCGAACGCACCACCCAUCUACCGACCCCUGGGAGCAGGUGCCACCAACGAAUCCCAGUCCCACAUCCCGUCGAACCCCACCAGCAACAUCCUGAAGACCGGCAGCAACCCGAAUGCCAGCAGCAACACCAGCGCCCAGCUGCUGAUGACCACCAAGCAGCUGGAGCAGCUCCUCCACUCCCCGCUCUCCGCCAGCGCCGCCGCGGUGGUGAAUGCGGCCAACACCCAGCAGGACAUCCAGGCGGCGGCGGCCUACUGGGCCGCAGCCUGCAAGGCGGUGGUGGCCAGCAGCAGUGCCGAGGAGCUAAUCCAACUGCAGCAGAACGACCAGAUCGAGAUCACCCGGCUGCCCUCGGCGGCGGAGCACCCCGGUUCCGGUGCCAGCAACACCAAGAGCAAGCAGCAGAAGUGCCCGGUGUGUCCCUACAUCUCGGAGAGCAAGUCCCAGAUGAACUACCACGUGUCGCUGCACAAGCCCACGCAGUACGAGUGUCGGCUGUGCACGUUUGUCUGUGCCAAGAAGCAGCACCUGAGCAGCCACAUGAGGAGUGUCCACCAGCAGCAAAUGUCCGCACCGGGAGCUGCCGGAGGAGGGGCAACCGGAGGUGGAGCAGCUGCCUCCCUGGGUCUGGACUUCAGUGUGGCCCUCCAGUUGGCCGCGGCUGCCAAGCAGGUGCAACAACUGCCCGCCUCCACGCCACUCUCCAUCGAUUUGUCCCAGGUCCAGCUGGACGCCGCCUCGGAUGCGGAGCUCAAUCACCAGCAACUGCCGCCGGAGUACCAGUACAAGCUGAUCAGCUACUGCCCCAGGUGUCCGGCUCGCUUUGCCCAGAAGCACAAUGACGAGCGCAACGCCAAGCAGGAGCUGGAGCAGCAUUUGCUGGCCCACAGCGACCAGGAGCCGGAGGACCAGGAACAGGGCUAUGUGUGCACCUACUGCGAGUAUCGCACGGCCGAGGAGACCUUGCUCCAGCUGCACCGGGCCGUGCACAUGUCCCACUACCAGGAGAAGUGCCAGCAGCUGUACAAGAACUGCAAGGAGGAUGUCGAGUACCCGGCCCCCAAGCUGCUGCAGCUGACCGGCCCGGAGACCAUCUGGGUGGUAGACAAUGAGCUGAGCCUACAGCUCCUGCAGCAGAACACCGGCGGUGGAGUAAGCUCCUCCACCGGAAGCUUUGAUAACCAGAACUCCCUGCUGAAGAAGCAGCUGGAAUCGGGCAAUGGACCCUUGGUGACCAUUCCGCGGGAUACGUCAGUGUCCAAAAACGAGGGCGAAACCCCCGAGGAGGAUGAAGAGCGACGCAGCAGCUCCACGCCGUCGACCAGCGCCUCGGUGGCCACCAGUGAUUUGGCGGCGGAUGCCAGCAGUGAUGCUGGAUCCGUGGACAUGCCCCAGUCGGUUCCGGCGCCGGAACGCUGUCUCCACUGUCCGUUUGAGACCCAGCAACACGAGGAGCUGCUGCAGCAUCUCCAAAAGCACGCGUGCGUGAAUCCUCCGCCACCGAACUCCCAGCAAUGUGCCCACUGUGAUUACAAUACCAGCGAGGAAUCGGAAAUGGAGGAGCACACGGCUCUGCACUUCAAUGCCAGUGAGAAACUGAAAUCCGUGGAGUUCUACACCUGCUACGAUCAGCUCGAGAUCAGUGUGGAGCGGGAGCCAGAGGAAAACGGGGAGUCCAAGGACGAGCAAACCGAGCACAACAACAACCAGGACAAUGUAGUGAAUGCCAAUGUGCAGCAGGAGCAGAAUAGACCAGAUGAAGAGCCAGCUGACGAGGCGACGGAGGAGCCGCUGGCCAAGAAGCCCAGCACCAAGUUGAUUCUGUACAAGAACGAGGGCGGCUUGAGUGUGAAGUCCCCUCAGGAGGAAGCCACCUUGGAGUCGCAGAAGAGCGAGAACAUCAGCGAUCGGCUGCGCCGAAGGAUCCUCCGUGGAAGCGCCAACCAGCCGGAGGACCCGCAGGCCCAGGAGCGACCCACUACACCGGACAAAAUGAUACUGGUCAAUGCCAAGACGGGCAAAGUCAUUUCCAGAAAGUAGACCUCCAAGGGUCGAACCUUUUAUUAAAUUUAAUCACGUUACACCUAAGUUCAUCAUUUAUUUAGCCCUAAGUGAGUUUUGGUUUUGUUAAUACCUUGUUGUUGCUUAUGUUUUCUUUUUUUGGGGUAUGCGUUAGUGGAGUUCGGGAUUCGUUUUAGGCACCUUUUAAGGAUUUCUAUUGUCACUAACACACACCCACAUACACACACCUAGUUGGAACAUGUUCCUGCACUUAAAACUUGUUUAAGCCCUAAGUUAGUCUUACGUACCCCUUAUUUAUAAAAAGAGAAAACAAAAAUUCGAAUAUUUUACCUAUGGGAAAACCCGGAAUUCUUACUGUAAUUACUUGAUAGAACGGUGCAAAUUGUAAUUUAAAUUAAUUGUAUUGUAAAUUAUCAGACAACUAUAACGUACAUUUAAAAUUAGAACCCUUAUAUAUUUAACAUUGGCUAAAUAUGUAAAAUGUUACACGAAAACCUAACCCAACCAGAGCAAGAUCCAAAAGCGUUUCAAAGAAAUCCACUUUGUAUAGGAGAAAAAAGAUAAAUUCAAAAUUAGGUCUUGCUUUAAUUAGUUCGUUUAAUUUUUUGAAUGGGAACUGUGAUUAUUAAUAAAUGUAGAUGCAACAAAAAAA
This is a messenger RNA of Drosophila subpulchrella, 8092 nucleotides long. RefSeq lists its product as uncharacterized. Gene Ontology annotation, biological process: regulation of gene expression. NCBI's taxonomy places the organism in Eukaryota, Metazoa, Arthropoda, Insecta, Diptera, Drosophilidae. Bases 982 to 7458 code for a protein of 2158 amino acids. The transcript has 7 exons. The record is from RefSeq and is a predicted model, not a curated record. Gene Ontology annotation, cellular component: nucleus.